AGAGACGCUUUUGAAUCUAACCCAAUAACCCAAGUCACUAAGCAAGCAAGCAAUAAGGAAGAGAGAGCUGUGACGGAAACCUGGUCUUCCUACAGUCUUUGGCUCUGCAUAUAAAAACCUUGUCCUUUUCUCCUGCGCUAAGAAAAUCAUCGCAAAUCUAGAGAGAUUCAGAGGGGUCGAACCGGAGCAAGAGGUUGAAGAUGAGGAUCACUGUAAUGACUGCUGAUCAACAAAUUGUUACGUUGGAUGUCGAUCCCCAUGAAUCUGUGGAAAACGUCAAAGCAUUGCUUGAGGUAGAGACACAAGUGCCUCUUCAGCAACAGCAACUCCUCUACAACGGAAGGGAGAUGAGUAAUUCUGAGAAACUGAGUGCUCUCGGUGUUAAAGAUGAAGAUUUGUUGAUGAUGGUCUCUGCUGCUCCUUCUGGUGCACCUGCCAAUGAUUUAGGCUUCAAUCCUGAUGGAUCUGCUGUUAACCCUGCUGCUUUCCAACAGCACAUUAGACAGGAUUCUAACCUGAUAGGUCAGCUCUUUCAGACCGAUCCAGAGUUGGCACAAGCCAUUCUAGGAAGUGAUCUUAACAGAAUACAAGAGAUUUUACGAAUGCGUCAUCAACAGAGAGCUGAAUUGCAGCGCCAAAAAGAGGAGGAACUUGCUCUUCUUUAUGCAGAUCCUUUUGAUGUUGAAGCACAAAAGAAGAUUGAAGCUGCUAUUCGUCAGAAAGGAAUUGAUGAAAACUGGGCAGCUGCACUAGAACAUAAUCCUGAAGCUUUUGCAAGAGUGGUCAUGUUGUAUGUUGACAUGGAGGUUAAUGGUGUUCCACUGAAGGCAUUUGUUGAUAGUGGAGCCCAGUCUACAAUUAUAUCAAAAAGCUGUGCUGAGCGCUGUGGAUUGUUAAGACUUCUAGAUCAGCGUUACAAGGGAAUUGCUCAGGGAGUUGGCCAAUCAGAGAUAUUAGGCCGAAUACAUGUAGCUCCAAUCAAGAUUGGGAAUAUAUUCUACCCUUGCUCAUUCUUGGUGCUGGAUUCUCCUAACAUGGAAUUCCUUUUUGGGCUUGAUAUGCUCCGAAAGCACCAGUGUAUUAUAGAUUUAAAAGAAAAUGUUUUGCGAGUUGGUGGGGGAGAAGUUUCUGUGCCAUUUUUGCAAGAAAAAGACAUACCAUCUCGGUUUCUGGAUGAAGAAAGGCACGCCAAGGAAGCAUCCAGCUCAGGUGGUCUGGCAACAGGAACAACAGAUAGGAGUGGUAGUACACCGAAAGGAGGCCAGUCUUCAGGAGGAGCUUCUGGUAGCACUUCUCAGGAGAGUGAUUUUGAAGCAAAAAUUGCAAAGCUGGUGGAGUUAGGGUUUGGAAGAGAAGCAGUGAUACAAGCUCUUAAAUUAUUCAAUGGCAAUGAGGAACAGGCUGCUGGGUUUCUGUUUGGGGGUUUUUAGAAUCCAUUAGUUUACUGCGACUGCAAGUAAUAUUUUUGCUUCUGUUUCAGCAUUCAUUACAAUUGUUUUAUAAAAAUGGAAUUGCAUAGCAGGUUGAUGUCUCGUGUUGCUAAGAAACUGUUUGAUUCAAUUGGAUAGACUAAUUUAUGGUUAAGUUGAAGCAUGUGAUGUUCACCUGGACAAGAAAACAGGUUUGGAAUAAACAAUCUGUGUUUCCAAACAAGCGUAGGAUGAUAUGCUGAAUUUUAAAUUUUAACCCUUUUCUUCUUGUUUA
Prosopis cineraria is the source of this 1704-nucleotide messenger RNA. RefSeq names its product protein DNA-DAMAGE INDUCIBLE 1. Bases 201 to 1430 code for a protein of 409 amino acids. Gene Ontology annotation, molecular function: protein binding; aspartic-type endopeptidase activity. Lineage: Eukaryota; Viridiplantae; Streptophyta; Magnoliopsida; Fabales; Fabaceae. The record is from RefSeq and is a predicted model, not a curated record. The transcript has 16 exons. Gene Ontology annotation, biological process: proteolysis.